CUUUGACUGGUCGUAUACCUGCUGAGGAACAAACUCCUGCCUUUCUCCAUGGUGGUUCAAUGGCCUGACAGAAGCUGUGGUGGAAGAAACGCACAAUGCUGGUGACUUCAGCUCUAGCAUUUGCGGUUAUUGUGCUUGGUGUAUCUGGGAUCUCAGAAGCAGCCACAGCUACUUCUAAACCAAAGAAUGAUCACUGGGAUAGGAAUCAUGGCAGGGAAUCAGAGAUACCACAGCAGAAGCUGAAAGAACACUGGGAAUCCCUCUUGCCGCCUAAGCAGUGCGACAUCCCUCCAGACAGCCGCUUUGACUGUGCCCCAGAGAAGCUUCUCUCUCAAGAUGAAUGUCAAGCUCGGGGAUGUUGUUAUGUCCCCGUUUCUUCCAACAGCUCUGCUGGUUGGCAGCCAUGGUGCUUCUUUCCUACCAGCUACUCUAGUUACAAGAUGGCAAACCUAACUGCCACCGAGACUGGCUAUACUGCCCACUUGACCCGCAGUGUACCCUCUUUCAUGCCAGAUGACAUCAUGAAUUUGCAGCUGGAUGUGAUUUUUGAAACCAAGGGGAGGCUUCACUUCAUGCUUAAGGAUCCAGCUAGGAAACGCUAUGAAGUUCCUUUAGAAACUCCCAAGACAAACAAUACGGAGUCCUCGACUCUCUAUUCUGUGCAAUUCUCUGCUGAUCCCUUUGGCCUCAUUGUUCUUCGGAAGUCCAAUGGGCAAGUUCUGCUUAAUACCACUGUGGCCCCUCUGUUCUAUGCUGACCAGUUCCUUCAGAUCUCCACUGCUCUGCCAUCAUAUUUCAUCUCUGGAUUGGGUGAACAUCUGACCCCUCUUACCCUGAAUGUCAACUGGACCAAAAUUACCUUGUGGAAUCGGGACAUAUCACCUGCGCCCUCUGCCAAUUUGUAUGGUUCACACCCCUUCUAUGUGGCUCUAGAAAAGGGUGGCUUGGCCCAUGGAGUCUUCUUACUGAACAGCAAUGCUAUGGAUGUGCUACUACAGCCCAGUCCAGCUCUGACAUGGAGAACUACUGGGGGUAUCUUCGAUUUCUAUAUCUUCUUGGGCCCAGACCCUCAGAGUGUGGUGCGCCAGUACAUGGAUGUUAUUGGCUACCCAUUCAUGCCUCCUUACUGGGCUCUUGGCUUCCAUCUCUGCCGCUGGGGAUACACUUCCACCGCUGUUACUCGGGAAGUGGUGAAAAACAUGACCACAGCGCUUUUUCCCCUGGAUGUGCAGUGGAAUGAUCUGGAUUAUAUGGAUGCUAAGCGAGACUUUACCUUCAACAAGGAUGGUUUCUGGGACAUGCCAGACAUGGUGAAUGAUUUCCAUCAUGACGGUCGGAGGUAUGUCAUGAUUGUGGAUCCAGGGAUCAGCAGCUCCAGUCCCCCAGGCAGUUACAGGCCCUAUGAUGAAGGCCUGAAGCGGGGGGUCUUCAUCGUAAACGCAACAGGACAACCUUUGAUUGGAAAGCUUUGGCCUGGGCCCACUGCUUUCCCUGAUUUCACCAACCCAGAGACUCACCAGUGGUGGUAUGACAUGGUCAAGGAUUUCCAUGACCAAGUACCCUUUGACGGCAUGUGGAUAGACAUGAAUGAGCCAUCAAAUUUUGUGGAUGGUUCCUUGGAAGACUGUCCAAACAACAAGCUUGAGAACCCCCCUUAUGUACCAGGUGUGCUGGGUGGAUCGUUGAAGGCAAAAACCCUCUGUGCCUCCAGUAGGCAAUACCUGUCUUCCCAUUAUAACUUGCACAGCCUUUAUGGGUUGACUGAAGCCAUUGCAACACAUGAUGCUUUGGUGAAAGUACGAGGGAAACGUCCAUUUGUGAUCUCACGUUCCACCUUUGCCAGCCACGGACGCUACGCCGGCCAUUGGACUGGGGAUGUCAUAAGCGUUUGGGAGCACUUAUACUACAGUAUACCAGCGAUGCUGCUCUUCAAUCUCUAUGGGGUGCCAUUGGUUGGGGCCGAUGUCUGUGGAUUUCUGAACAGCACAACGGAGGAGCUGUGUGUGCGCUGGACCCAACUGGGCGCAUUCUACCCUUUCAUGCGAAACCACAAUGACCAUGGGAGCAAGUCUCAGGAGCCAUAUGCCUUCAGCCAGGAAGCCCAGCAAGCCAUGAGAAAAGCCUUUUACCUGCGCUACUCCCUGCUGCCCUAUCUUUACACCCUGUUCCACAAGGCCCACUCCACAGGCGAGACAGUAGCCCGUCCCCUUUAUUUUGAAUUCCCUCAAGACACUUAUACAUGGAACAUUGAUCGACAGUUCAUGUGGGGAGCUGGGCUCCUCAUUACUCCUGUGUUAGAAGAAGGGAUAAGAAAAGUGACUGGCUACUUUCCUUUGGGGACAUGGUAUGACACCAUCACGGGAUCCGUCAUCCACAGCAAGGGACAGUGGAUUCUCCUACCAGCUCCGCUUGACACGAUCAACGUCCAUAUCCGCGGAGGUCACAUUCUUCCUUUGCAGGAACCUGCUCUCACCACCACAGACUCCCGCUCAAAUGGAAUGACUCUUGUGGUGGCUUUGACUCUGGAGGGGGUAGCCAGAGGGGACUUGUUCUGGGAUGAUGGCGAAGGGCUGCUGACCUUUGAGAAGGGUGAUUACACACAGAUCUUCUUUCUGGCAAGAAAUGGUGUGCUAGUUAAUGAGAUUGUGCAACUCGGCAGCCACAUAGAUGGGGUCCUGCUGGUAGAGGUGCUAGUGUUAGGUGUCCCCAGCCCUCCCCAGCGGGUCCUGGCAAAUGGUACCCCUGUCUCAGACUUCUCUUACCGCACGGAUACCAAGGUCCUCAGUAUCCCACUCUCUUUGCUGAUGGGGGAGGAAUUUGUCAUCACUUGGUCCUGAGAAGAAAAAAAGAAAGACAGACAACAAUUUGAAUGAAUGAUAGACAUCUCUGAAAUGAAAAAUGAAAAGAAAAGUUUCUUUGAGGACCAAGAUGCUUUGCUCCGGUCAUAAGAGCCUGCAGGGAUCUCCUAUGCUCUUUAUCUAAACUGGAUAUGUGACAAGAUUUGGGUAGGAUUGGAUGCUACCAAGUUUCAUGACCACAUUCUCGGAUGGCUUGAGUGACUGCAUUUUUCAAAUGUCGCCUUCUCCUCCUCUUCUUCCUACUUCGAAAGAAUGUCCGUUAGGGAUGUUGUAAUAGUAUAUUCCCCUGCACUAUGCAGGGGGUUGGAAUGGAGUAGCUGUUCUCCAAGUGCCAGGGUUAUAAUCUGUGAUUUUGUAAAAUGAGGCAUGGAGGGAGUAUCUCAUUAGAUAAAAAAUGAACGUACCAAAUAUUCCAACCAAUAUACUGAACACAUGCUACUGUAUUAAUAUAUUAAUUUGACAAAUGUGCUGUAUAUAUGCUAACACUUUAUAAAUUUAUAUAAAAACAUUUGUAAUAGUUCCUUGAACCAAACAUUUUGACCAACAGUUUUCCUCAGUGUCAGAGAGAUUUUCUCAUCUGUCUGGCUUUGUUUAAUCCUUUCUCAGUCAGAACAACAACAUUACAAUACAAAGCCACCAAUCAUUUAACAGGGCUUCACUUAAGCGUCAUGCGCUCUAGUGCCGGUUGAAUGCCCCCCCUUUUUUUUUCUGAAUCCAGGAUUCAAGCAGGAAUAUGCUUAUAAAGUCAUUUCACUGAUUCCCUUUUCACAAGAUAUACUCAGGAAUUACUUGGCACUUGUGUUCACAUUCUUUCACAUGCCUCUUUCACACUUCUUUCACAUGCCUCAUAUAAUGGGCAAAAUAGAAUUCAGAAGACAAGUUAAAUACUGUAGUAAGCUAUGAAUUCUCAGUAUUAAAAUACUAACUUUAUUUUAAUCUGCAUUUCCUAUAAUGAAACUUUACCAUGGGUUACAUUCCUAACAAAAGUUUUUGCCUCUGAAGAAUCUACUUGGAAUAGAAUUUAUUUCCUUUCUGGAUCCCUCUGGUAUUUGUCUUCUUACUUUCCAUAUAUUUAGCUUUUUUGUUAGUGUGUGUGCCUUCAAGUCAGUCUUGACCCCAGGUGACUAUAUCUGUUAAGUCCCUGCAGUUUUCUUGGCAGCAUUUUCAGAAGUGGUUUGCCCAUGCCAAUCUCAGGCGAGGACGCUUAAGCAGUUCUUUCCCUUGACAGUAGGUUGCUUCCCAGUUGCUAUCUCUUUUUGAGGGAGUAGCUCAGUUCUCCAUCAGAGAAGUGAGUUGUCUCAAGACCAGGCCUCUUUGAAGGGUUGGUAGACUUGCAGCCUGAAUAGAGAAGCCCAGGAGUAGAGUUUCUUCCACCUUUUGUAUUUGCUUGAUUGCUUGCUGGCCCGUCCUUUUCUUCUACUUGCAAAGGCCUUCCUCCUUACAGUGUAUACAUUUUUAAGCACUGAGUCAAGAAAUACUCAGUUCCUGGUGAUGAGACUUAUUCCCAGUGAAGCUGGUGUUUUCCCUGUACCACAUUCAUCUACCUAAUUGAGAGUUGCUUCCUGUUCAUACAAGUCAUACAAGGACAUCUAAUAUAGGAGUUAGACAUGAUGUUCUACAGAAUUGUGUUGAAAUGAUGUAACAUGGGAUGCUAUAUAGUCUUACAAAGCUGUAGCAUGUGCAGUAUUUUUGUCAGAAGGUUAUAUUAAGAAAAAACGUACAGUGCAUUGGUUGGACAAUUUGCUACAUUUUAUAUAUUUGUUUUAAAACAAGCUGUGCAUUUUUGGUACAGAUUAAAAAUUGUGGAUACUGAAGGAACAGUUCCUAAUUUCUUCAUUCAGUUGGAACACAGAAUAGGAAAAUCAAGGAAAAAUUGAAAUUGUCAAAAUGGAUGUGAUGCAGAAUAAGGGAAUGUUUAUGAACCAGAAUGGACCACUUUAAUUCAGACAAUUAGAUGGUUUGUGGCCUCGGUCCAUAUAAAAGAAUGAACCAGCAGUGGUAUCCAAAAAGGACAUAUUUAAACAUAUGCUCAGCUAUAAUCAAAUAAGGGACAAAAUCGUAUCAAAAGUUAGUGGCUAUCCAGUAAACUUCAGUGAUGGACAACAGUGGAAUCAAAUAGACUACAAAACAGGAAAUAGAAGAUGGAGAAGUGCAAUCCAGCUAGCCAAGAGCUUCCAGAUUCAGAUUGUAGAACAUACCAUAAAUUGCUGGUUUCAAAUAUUCAAUUAAACAUAGAACGUUAAAGAGAAAGGUGUGCCAAGAUAGGGUGUGAAGAAUAUACAUCGAUCUUAUGGUCUGACUGUAACAAGUUCCAUGUGUCUAAUUUGUGUGAAAAAGAACUUAAGGUGCUGUGUCAAGAGCCAAGAGACAUUGUAAUAACUGAGAACAAAACUAAUCCCAAAAUUUCAGAGAGAAAAAAAAAUCUAAUGGCUUUCAGAACAAUCUGUUGUGAUAACCAGGCAAAGACAAAGGAUGAAACCCGUGGGCAGCUAGAAGAACGUAACAAUGACUGAACACAGACUUCCAAAGUCAAGCAAUCUCAGUCAAGAAUGUCAACAGAUGGAAAAAUAUAAAAAAGAAAAUAUGUAAUCUUUGAAGAAGAGCUUUUAAGACUUGGCUCUUCCCCCAAGUGUAGGGAAUAGGGUGAGGUUAGAG
This is a messenger RNA of Candoia aspera, 5513 nucleotides long. RefSeq names its product alpha glucosidase (gene GAA). Gene Ontology annotation, molecular function: alpha-1,4-glucosidase activity; carbohydrate binding. Gene Ontology annotation, cellular component: lysosomal membrane. NCBI's taxonomy places the organism in Eukaryota, Metazoa, Chordata, Lepidosauria, Squamata, Candoiidae. The record is from RefSeq and is a predicted model, not a curated record. Gene Ontology annotation, biological process: glycogen catabolic process; lysosome organization. Bases 96 to 2837 code for a protein of 913 amino acids. The transcript is spliced from 19 exons.